CAGAAGGUGAAGUAAAAGAUGGAUGCACGAGAUUAGCCAACCAAAUUUCUUAUGAUAAUGUUAAAGCGUGUUUUGAAGGAAUCAAAUUCGAUGCUAAUCGAGCAAAGCAAAUGAUCGAUAUUGCAGAAGCAGUUUUGCUAAAUUUCUAUAUUUUUGCUGACCAAGCCAAUGAAAAACCCCAAAAUGGUUUUAGUUUUAGACCUAUAAAUUUGAAAAAAGAACUGCAUUCGUUGCGUAAUAAAAAAUUUAAUUCUGAUUUUGAAUUCAUG
Molecule: messenger RNA, 269 nt
Organism: Dentiscutata heterogama
Lineage: Eukaryota; Fungi; Glomeromycota; Glomeromycetes; Diversisporales; Gigasporaceae
Source: the annotation of a GenBank genome assembly